Messenger RNA from Triplophysa rosa, 2274 nucleotides. RefSeq names its product fucolectin-like. The record is from RefSeq and is a predicted model, not a curated record. The transcript is spliced from 6 exons. The coding region runs from base 107 to 775 and encodes 222 amino acids. Lineage: Eukaryota; Metazoa; Chordata; Actinopteri; Cypriniformes; Nemacheilidae.
CUCUCACACUGAGUGAAAUCUUCAUUUGUAAUUUCUGCUCAUAACCCAGAAGAAACUCAAUUCUCUUCUCUUCUCCUUUCUCAUAUUCCUUUUGUUCAGCAGAGACAUGGACAAACUCAUUCAUCUGAUCUUACUCUCUGGUUUUGUUUCCAUCCAGGGUAAUCUAGACCCUUUAGAAGAGAAUUUAGCAUCAAAAGGAACGGCUACACAGCCCUCCAUACAUUCAGCUCGUGUAGCUGAAAAUGCCAUCGACGGUGUUAAACACGGCCUCGGUGUAGGAGAACACUGCGCCAUUACAGAUUAUCAAACGACCCCGUGGUGGAGGUUGGAUCUUCUGGAUUAUUAUUAUAUUGACAGAGUGGUCAUCACGAACAGAAUAGACUGCUGUCCUCAUCAAACCAUCGGAGCAGAGAUUCGUAUCGGAAACUCACUGGAAAACAACGGAAACAACAAUCCCAUAUGUUCUGUAACUGCUGAUCUUCCACUCGGUGUUACUGCCAUUUACUUAUGUCAUGGGAUGAAGGGUCGUUAUGUGAAUGUGGUCAUGACUGGAAUCAAGUCUUUUCUAUCUCUGUGUGAAGUAGAGGUGUAUAGAGCAGGUUAUAAAAAAGGAACCUUUCUGAGGCUGAAGUUCUCCUCCAGUGUUGAUGUAGCUGCUGAGAGCGACAAAAUCCUCCAUCAGCUGCAGUCUGCUCUGGCAUCACACAUCUCUGAUUUUAAUCUGUCCUGGACACAACUACCUGAGAAAGAAGAAGAGGAACAGACGGAGGACUGAGGCAAGUACACACACUUUCAAAUGUGACACUUUAAUGUGAAAGCACAGAAAACGGAUCCAUACAGAAUGAGCUCGAAAUCCAAAUCCAAAUUGACCAACACUUUCGAUAUGAUGUAUGAUUUGUUGGAAUCUGACAAAAAGAAAAACCUUUUUUCUUUCUUUUAUUGAUGGCCAUUGAGACAGACGGCUUUAAGAUCUGCUGUAAUGCAAGGAUGUAAUAUAAUAUUACACAUCUGAUAUUUUUUUGCCAACAGUUACCAAACAUCCAUAUAUCCCUUUUUGAAUGCACCGAUAAAGUGGCGGAGUGACAUAAUGUGGUCAGUUGUAUGUUUUGGGUGUAUGAUGUAUGUUUAACAGCUUAACCAAUUGAAAUCAAGGGCCAGAACUAACUGUUUUAUAAACAGAUCUUUUUAAAUACUGUAAUUCUGUUUUUAUGCACAUAUCGGUAUUACGGCCUGUCUGAGAGCAUCCUUGUGCGCACACUUCAGAUGUGUCAGUCAAGUGAUUUUUGACAUUAUCGGCCGAUAGUUUAAAAGAGCCGAUGAUAAGGGGAGAUAUAUCCUGUCAAUCAAAACAAGACCGAAUGAAUUUGUGCUCUGUGUAUAGAAAAACAUCACCAGUUUGAUGUUCAAUGUAAUAGUCACUAUGAAUUAAUAACAUUCAGAAAGUUAAGAAAUAAUUAAAUCUUCAGAAUUUAGUUAAUGCAAGUUAAUUUAACCACCAAGCUAUCGGUAUCGGCAGAUAUCACUAUAAUAAUAAUUGGCUAUCGGUGGAAAACUUUAGUAUCGGUGCAUCUCUACUUUUAACAUUUUAACAGGUCUCACAUGUUUUCUCAUUCCUGCAGUUUGUUUUUAAAACUGAAACCAAAAAGUGCUUUACUUCCGAAUCCAAUAGACAUGCAUGCUUUUAUAUAAGGAAAGAUUAAGGAUCGCUAGACGAGGGUCUUUAAUAAUGUACUUUUUUUUUUACCUAUGAAAACCCCAAAAUGUUUCUCUUCUUGUGCCUGUAGCUCAAAAUUAGACCUUGCGCAUUCUGAAUCAUUAUGCUAUUAUGCCACUACUGUGGGUACUCUGAGUUGUAAGCUUGAUGACAUCAUCUAUAGCAACAAGAUCAACUCCGCCCUUUCACUUAAAAAAAGAAAGAAAUCUUAUGCUAAGUAAAACUUCCUCUCAGCAGCAUUGUGAAUGGAUUUUAAGAUGAAACUCCAGAAUAAAAACCUUUACUGCCAUUUUAUACCAACACUUAGGGGUAAGAUCAAAUGUUUCGUGAUUACAGGACCUGCUCUCCACUAUAGUAUAAUAAUGAAACAUAUAGAUUAGGGCUGUCAAUCGAUUAAAAUGUUUAAUUGCGAUUAAUCGCAUGAUUAUAAUGAGUUAACUCGUGAUUAAUCGCAACUUAAUCGCACAUUUUUAUCCAUUAUAAAUGUACCUUAAAUGAAUACUUUUCAAGUUUUUAAUACUCUAAUCAACAUGGGCAUGGACAAAUAUUGAUGCUUUAUG